AUGAAAAUCAAAGCAGAAAUAGAUGAUUUAGAAUCGAAAAACAGCAAUUUGGAAAAGCUUAUAUUAGAUUCUCAACAGAGACUUGCAUAUUUAAGAUCAAAAGAUUCUGAUAAUAAGUCUCUUUCAUCCCAAAUUGAUGCUUUACACGAACGAAUUUCAUUUAAAGAAGAAGAAAUUGAUAAAAAUAACGAAGAAUUAUACAAAUCUCAAGAACUUUUAAGAGAAACAGUAAUUAGAAUAACAUCAAAUCGUAAACGAAGGAAAGCAUUACAAGAAAAAUAUGAUCAAAUUUCGUUUCGAAUUGUACAGUUAUCUCAGCAAGCCAAACAGUUUGAGCCAACACUUCAGGAUGUUGAGGAUUCUAACAAAUUACAGAAAUAUACUGCCGAUAAAGAAGCUCAAUAUAAUGAAGAAAUUGAACUUCUUGAAAAGCAAAAUAUCGAAAUAGAACAAAAAAUAAAAGACAUGGAUAAUGCUGGUGAUACUGACAUAGAUAUAUCGAUGAGAGGAGAUCUUAUCGAUGAUUUAAAUGCCAAAAUUGCCGAAAAAGACAGAAUUAUUGAUGAUUUAAUCAAAGAUGAAAAGAGUUUAAUACAAAAGAAUCUAGAUAUAGAAGCAAAGAUGAGUCAAGUUGAUGAUCUUAAGACUGCACUCUCUAAAAAUCUUUCGCAGGCAAAAGAAAAACUAGAAAAAUACAAGAGUAUGUUUGUAGCAAAUCAUCAAAAAUUCUGCACAAUUCAGGAAGAGACAGAAGGUUUGGAAGAGAAGCUUGCUUCAGCUAAGUCAGGAAUCAUGAUCAAAUUACAAUCUAUUGAAAGUGAAGAAGAUGAAAAAAACUUGAUGUCAAUUCAAUCAAUGAAAGAUCAAUGUAAUGAAAAACAGCAGGCAUUGAGUGAUCAAAUAAGUAAACUCAAAAGUGUUGAACAAGAAAACGAUCAAUUAAGAAGCCAAAUUCAACAGUUAGAAGAAAACAUCAAGUCAAAUGAAGCUAAGUUUGUUCAAAAGAAGAGUUCUCUUGCUAAUGUAAUAGAAGUAAUUAAAUCAAGCCUCAGGGAAUUAAAGGAAAAGAAUAAUUAG
Molecule: messenger RNA, 1077 nt
Organism: Trichomonas vaginalis G3
Lineage: Eukaryota; Parabasalia; Trichomonadida; Trichomonadidae
Exons: 1
Coding region: 1-1077 (358 amino acids)
Source: RefSeq, a predicted model, not a curated record